Messenger RNA from Cryptomeria japonica (Japanese cedar), 3452 nucleotides. RefSeq lists its product as uncharacterized. The coding region runs from base 112 to 3234 and encodes 1040 amino acids. The record is from RefSeq and is a predicted model, not a curated record. Lineage: Eukaryota; Viridiplantae; Streptophyta; Pinopsida; Cupressales; Cupressaceae. The transcript is spliced from 16 exons.
GUUCUACAAAAUUUAUGAAACUACCGACUCUAAAAUGCUCCUCAAAAUCUUAACAUCAGCCACUGAAUAUUUAGGAAAUCCCAUCUAUAAGACCGCAGCCUAACAUCCCCUAUGCAAAGACUAAACUCGUCAGUGCGCGGCAAACUCCUUUAUAUAGAUGUCCAUUGCGGUUUAGUGACUGAAGAAAAAAAGAUGGCGAAGGGACUGGUGUACAAGGUGAAAUCAUGGAGGACAGAGGAGGGAGCGACUGUUUAUUCAGUAUUUUCGUGCGCAGAUGACGUGGAGCACCGACGACACCGUAGGAAUCCAUUUCACGUGAAAUAUCUCCAAGCUGUCCUCUCCACAUUUGAAUCGAUACGUUUAGCUGAUAAUCAUGGGUCUAUUUCAAGAUCUCAAGUUGAAGCUGCUUCAGCCAAUGUUCAUGUUCGGAUGGAGCUAAUAAAGACAAUGAAGGAAAAUCUAGCAAAAAAUACUUCAGAGGCUGUCAAACAUUACAAGGGAUCAUCACACACAAAGGGUCACGUGGAUAGUGCAGUAAAUUUUGGAGAGGAGAAGCAUGAAAAGUCAGCUUCUAGGAAAAGAUGGGAUCUGGAAUGCAGGAAAGACUCUUUCUUUUGCCAUGACGUUUAUGAAUUUUAUCUCAAAACAUAUGGACACUAUUUUGAGAAUUUGCAAGGAAAAAUUAAGCAAUAUGUCAAUAUUGCUCCAGAAAAUGAGAAAGACAGAAUAUCAUCUGAGGAAGGCUUUAUACCUGUUAAUCUGCAUACAGCAGUUCCUAUGCUAGAAAAUCAGGCCAAAGAAAAUCCAAGUUUCUUGCAGGAUGAAGCUCUUUGUUUCAACCUUGACAAGGAAGCAACAGAAACACUAGAAAGCUUAAUGAGGUUUGGGCCUACAGAAGCUUUGAUUUUAGAGGUGAACUUCAAUGGAGAUGCAGAUAUCAAAUGCUUCAAGGAACACAUCAAUGCUGUAGCCAAAGAACUUAUUCUAAAUGGCAGUUUGUUCAAUACUGAGGAAGAAUAUCAAGACACAAAAUUGAUCCCACAAGAAGAUCCACAGACUAAAUGUACUUCUGUUUCAGAUAAGGUCUUUGAUGAUACUGUCAAUGCUGGUAAAUUGUCUUCCUUGGAAGCCAGAGAACAAAGUAUAUUAACUGGGGUGCUUGCCAAAAAUGCAAAUGAUAACUCCCCAUCUUGGGAACAUAUUGAAAAAGAAGAAUUUUUUAAUAGUUCUUUGAGGAGGGAACCAUUUCUAGGUUAUGAAGUCCAAAAGAAUGGACCUGCUAACCAUUUCAAACAUUUUGAUUUGGGUUUCACCAAACAAACUGGGAACCAGAAGAUUUCUGGAGAAUUAAAACAGGAAGAUGGCAUAGUCUGGAGUAAUUCUAAAACAAUUUUUUUGGAAGAUGUAGACUCUAUCGAGGAGUUUGAUGAAAAUGAACCAGUUAAAUUUAAUCACAAUAUAUUUACAGAAUCUUCUUCAGUGAUUGAGAAUGCUGAUUCAUAUAACAACUAUAUGUUGGGACUUGAAGGCUCUUCUAGCUCUUGCCAAUCUCAAGAAACUAAUCCAGUUGAAACUUUUGGCAUACACAUGAGUUCUAUGGAUGUGGCCAAAUUUCGCUAUGCAAAAGCAAAGAAAAAUAAAAAGAAGUGUCAAUGGUUGGUGCACGACUUGGAAAAUUUGUUGGACAUUACAGAGCAUUUUGACAAUAAUAGUGAUGUUGACUGUAUUCCAGAGUCUCUGUUGAAUAGAAUCAUGGUUUGUCCAAAGAUGUUUGCGGAAUCUCUUUCAAGGUCACCAAUGAAUCUUGUUGAGCACAGGAAACAAUUACAGGGAAGUUGCUUGAAGAUCUCUGGUGUUCUUAGUUUUGCACCCAAAGAAGGAAAUCAAGAUUUUGGUCGGGCAGAAUGGAAUCAAGAUAUUAAUGAUAAUGAAAAUAGCCACCUUAUUCAUGAUAAGGAACAAAGCAAAUUAUCCUCUGAAAAUGCCACAAAACAUGGUCCAAUCUUGAGGAAUCUCUGCAGUGAAACUCACAUGCUUGGGGUCGACUGGGAUGAUAUUGCUUGGCAACAACAGGAGAAUUGGUCAAAAGAUGACAGAAAACCUGAGUUAUUUGUUACUGCAAAUGUUUGUUCUGUCGCAAAGAAUAGUGAAAUGCUGCAGCAGAGCAAUUGUAUUCAGGACAUUCCAGUGAGUGAUUUUCAAGAAACAGAAGAGUUCUCUAUACCAACAACACAUGUAUAUGAGAAACAUCAUAUGCAAAACUCUCAACAUUUCCCAGUUCAGAGGUGUGAUGCGCCUACCUGUCCAACUGUAGAGGUAAAUACUAUCAACUCUCAAAAUAUUGAUGGGACUUUUAAAGAGCUUAAAGAUCGAGAGGAUUGUUUAGAGGGAUUUUCUGAAGCUGAAGUCAUUGAAGAUUUUUUUGAUCAGCAAACAAACUAUGCAAAAGCACCCUUAGAAUGUCCAACUGCAGAGAUAAUUCCUAUCAACUCUGAAAAGAUUGAUGGGACAUUUAAAGAGCUUAAAGAUCGACAGGAGGAUUGUUCAGAGGAAUUUUUGGAAGCUGAAGAUUUUUUUGAUCAGCAAACAAACCAUUCAAAAGCACCCUCAGACAUUAGCACUAAGUGUGGAAAUAUAGAAAAUUCAGCUGAUUACUUACCCAGUCAACAUGAUAACUUUUUGCUGGAUCGAGGUAUUGGAAACACUAAAGAAAUAUGCAAUGAAAGUAGCACAGUUCAAUUUACAAGUGAGGAUGUCUGUGGGGUGUCGGUACCAUCAAAUUCCACCAAGGAAAAAUUGGAAUUCAAGAAUGAUGGACAAGACAAUAAUGGACUGAAACAGAGGAAAAGAUAUUGCUUGGAUGAUCUGAUAGCAGAUGUGAUCACGAAUGAGUGCCAAUUUCAUCAAAAGGCUUUGUUUCAUUUUGAUCUUGCACCACUUUCCUCAAGUUUGGCAUCUCAAAUAUAUUCCUUUUAUCAUCAAGAAUUUAUAACAACUAUCCAUUUCAAGCAGCUACUUGAAGCAUCCAAAGGGAUGAUUCAUCAUGGAGAUGGUAUGGUAACAGAGCAAAGAUAUUACAUGGCUUUAUUGAGCCUUGCACAUCAACAAAAUAUCGGUACAUUUAAGGGACCUGCCAUUGAAGGUCAUCAAAUCCAUUUACAAGCAAAUUCUAGUUGCUCCCUUAACGAAAUUAUGAUACAUCUGGAACCUCUUCUGGAAAGACAAGAUGGUUAAGUUCCAAUAUUUCCAAAUUCAGAUGAGGUCUGGUAUCCUUGCCAUUGCCGCUCUGUAUUCAACACUGCAUUCAAAAUCAGAAAUUGUUGUAUAAUAACUUGAGGAUGUGUUAAUCCUCUAGUGUCUAGACUAUGGUGCUCAUAUGCAUUAAUUUUCAUAAAUUUAUUCAUUUUCUAUAUCCUGUAUAAAAAAAGAAGACAAUAUCAUAUUGUUCCUAA